Molecule: messenger RNA, 9305 nt
Organism: Porites lobata
Lineage: Eukaryota; Metazoa; Cnidaria; Anthozoa; Scleractinia; Poritidae
Source: the annotation of a GenBank genome assembly
AUGGCAGCAUCAAGAAGGCCUGCCCUUGUACACUGGAAAAAUCUACAAACAGUGGUCACUGCUUCCAAAGGUUUGUAACCUUCAUAUACAUGUAAGCUUUUUGUAUAAGUUUUUGUCACCUAUGAAUGUAGCCCCAGUCUACUAAAACAAAAGUUAUGUUCAUUAACUUUCAGGCACUUUCAGAAAUGAUCAAAAAAGUAAAUGGGAGGUUUUAGCACAGAGCCCUUCAGUGUGAUUUCUUAGUUUAAAAAGAGUUUAUGGAUUUUGACUAAUCAGCAAAGUUUUGCAAUAGUGGUAAAAGGUUAACAUAACAAACCAACUGGUAAAAGUUUCUGUUUUUCCUUUGAAUUCCUUCCCUCUUCCACUCAAAAAAAGGUACCAAUUUAGUAAUUAUCAAAUAUUAUUGGAAUUAGUUUGGUGUGGUAACAGAACAAAAUAAUAAACUUGCCAUUUCAAGCCAUACAUUUCCUUUGUUAAAGUGUUACAAUUUCCCAAGAACAAAGAUAGUCAUUAUGAUAUCGGAAUAUUUAGAAACUGGACUGGAAUUUGUCCAUAUAGUGAAGAAAUGCCACUUUCGUUCAAAACCGAGAACAGUCGUUCUGCAGAAAACAGGGGCACCCAACGACAGUUUUCGGAAACAUAUCUGUUCGGAAGACGAUUUGAGAUCUAGAAUUUUCGGAACAUUUGUUGCAAAAUUUCUUGCUUGCCUGCCUCUCCUAGGAUUUUCGAACAUCUAAAAAAUGGUAUAAUUGCCUAUUUUUAACGGAUUUUUGCCCUAAAAAGGUCAUCUAGAAUUUUCGGGAGCCUUUUUUCUGGCUAAAAUUUUCGAAAAGGUAAGUUUUGAUCCCUAUAAUUUUCGGAUCACUUGACUUUCAGCUAGGAAAUCAGAACAGAUGAAAAAUUUUUAGGGGAUAAAAAUAUGCCUAUAUCUACCGUUUAAAUACUAAAAUACGUUUAACAAUUCUAUGUUUAAGUGGUUUUGAACUAUAUUCUCGUUGGGUGCCCCUGAGAAAAGAAAAGAUCAUUACGCAACACGGGUUGCCUAUUAAACGACGUACGCUUUCAGCCGUGGCUCAGGAAAUGUAAGUAGGGUUUUCAAACAUACUUGUAAUAAAUGGGCAUUUUUAUUUUUAUUACACUCUUAAUCUGAAUUUGUAUAUACGACAUACAUUGUGGGCAGCAAUGCUGCUGUUUUUGCGGGCGACAAAUGAAGCCCACAGCCUAAUCUUGGUCAGCGGCUUUCUAUUAACUAUAUAGCUUUUUCCCGAGUCUGUCCCCAUUGUUGGGAUGCUCGUGUUGUACCGACUAAUAUGCAUGGUAUGUGGCCGCGAAGGCUGUAGCGUUGAGUUUAAGGUCCGUGUGAUGUCACAUUAAUCACGUGAAUGCACAUGCAAGUGAUGCAACAAUCAUUAAUUACAUUCGAUUCGCAAGCACUCGUAGUUCAGGUACACAUUGUACUGCACCGGCGAAAGGGGAGACUGUUCAGUUCGCCUUGCCUGCCUGGAAUCCAUUUAUCCAGGAAAGUGAAAGUAGAGACUGAUCUCAGCUUAGUGCGGAACGCGUUUUCGGUAAGAUAGGAGUGCUAGCAAAGUCUAGAAAUCGAUGCAGAUUAAGUAUAUUUAGGUUUCACUACAGUGCAUGGUUUUUAUAUUUUUAUACGUUUCCAAGCAUGUUACGUCGCUUGUCAUCCGAAAGCUUCAAUAAGCUGUAAUAUCCAGUGGUAAUUUAAGCUGUUUGAUCAUUUUGUAUUGCAUAUCAACGGCCUUUGGUCAUUCAACACGGAUUGAAUAUUCGAUUGAAUAAUAAGACUUCGGGCAUGACUGUACACAGCUAUUUCGAGAAAGGUUGUCGCAAAAACUGUGCACGCGACAAUACCGAAAGGUAAUAUGGGAUAUGAUCAGUACACUUGUUAUUGACACUGUAGCUGUCGAACCUACUUUUGUUGCUUUCCUUUAGCACUCGCAAACAUACGUCCAUGGCCGCUCGUGCCAUUCUUUGAAAUUUAUUUGAAAAACAGUGAACUAAAAACCACCCACAAUACCUUUCGGGAUUGUCGCGUGCACUUUUUCCGACGACCUUUCUCGAAACAGCUGUAUACACGCAUUACUUGUGUCACGCAUUACUGUUUCAAUGUAUCUUUGCCGGCGAAUACAAACGUCGUCCCUCGCUUCUUACCAUUGGCAGGCUAAUUGUAUCUAAGCAACUGCGAAUAAAAUCGUUGAAUUAAAUAAGAAUCUUGUUUACUGUGUUGGCCAAUCUAGUUUUCAUGAUCCGCCGUGAUUCCUUUUAUUGACACUAUAACUGAAGGCCAUUCAAUUCACUUACAUAUGAAAGCGGUUUCGCGCGCACCUCCUAGCCGACGGCUACCGCUAGUACUAAUUUCUUACUUUUGGUAAGAUUUCUCCUGAGUUUCAUACAUUUAUUGUGCACUUGUUCGACUCUAUUCAUAUAAACUAUUUGUGUGCAAUAGCCGGGGAUUGCUGCAUGCAUCAUAAAUGUCAUGGAGGUGAGAGAAAAUGCGGCCCAUAAUUUUUAAUGUCACCUUCAUUACCUCAAAAUUUUGUGAUUUUUGUCAAUUUCGUAAUAGAGUUCAAUCCUGGACAUAUCUCACUGAUUUCAGGGUAGUCUUUGUUUAUUAUGUACUAAUUUUAUUGCUUUUUUUACGAUUUCGUGAUCAAAGGCUUCAAUAAAUUAUGAAUAACUAGUAUUUUUCACAAACUGUUAGUUUAUUAAAACGACUUGACCUUGAAAGUCAGUAAAAAAAAUAAAUGGAGGUAAAAAUCGAUCAAUAUAAACUGUGUUUUGAUGCUACAAAGUGCAAAGCACACUUCUCUGCAAAAAGCACUUAUUGUGCUCUUGCCUGUAAUUAUUUCAGAAUUUGACAUUAAAUUUCUCUUACAUUUUAAUAUCAUUCCCUUGAAGGAAUUAAGCCAACAAAUCACUUCAGACUUGUCGUUCUAAAUAUACGCUUUGCACUUUUAUAACUUACAUAAAUCCGCCGAUUAAUAAACGAAUUUUGACGCAGUUUAAUUCGCCGAUAUCAAAACACACGUUUCUGGAGUUUCUCCGUUUGGACUAAUGACGUUAUUCGCGUAAUUUAUUGCUACCAAAAAUAUUUUCUGCCACUAAAUUCUUCAUUUUGUGAGUGGAGCUCACGUCAUGGUGUCGUUCAAACAAUUGCCUCGAACUUUUCGGUAUAGACAGAAAUUGCGUGGGGUGAUAAAUAGGCGUAACUGUUUGCUAGCAGUUUCAUUUGUAAAGAAUGGUUAUUAUACAUUUCUCGCACGAUCAUGAUUUUGCAUUGGUUCUAAAAUUAUAAAUAAAGAAAAUAGUAGACUGAAAUUAAUUUGCGUAACACGACUUACUGACCAGAAAAAAAAAAAAGCUAAGUGUUUGCUUUAUAAUGUUACGUUUUAAAUAGUCUUGCCUGAAUAUGUUAAAGUUACUUCGUAAAAAGACGAUGACAAUGAGAUAAUUUUUGUUUAAAAAUAGUGGUGUUGAAGAAACGGCGAGACAAAUACGAUGCCACGAGUCUACACGCUUUUUCCGUUUAAGAAGUCGUUUAUAAAGAAAAAAUGUCAUGACAAUGUAGAUUUCUUGUGCGCGUGCGGUUGGCAUAAGAACGUGGCAUGCUGGACUCUAUUGACAUGCCUUUAAGAUGUUAUUUGUUUAGACAUCGUGACUGAAAAAUGACAAAUCGAAAGUUUAAAUUGAAUAGUACAGGUCCUGGUUAGAACCUUGGCCGUGUCAUCGAGUGCGUCGGUUUCCUUAGUACACAGAAGACUUUUUUAAAUACUGCUGUGGGUAGCCCUUGUGGACUGGCAUCUAGUUGCAAUACUCCGAGGUGCUUCGUUGCCCGCAGUGAAACUUGAUACGAUUCAGUUCUGUAGACUCCCUCAAGAAUUUCAUGGAGAUUUUCAAGAGUAAGAACCUACUUUAGAGUAGAACAAAUAAUACCAUAGGAAAGAAUGGCUCCGUAGCUUUCUUAAAUACUGAAUGGUAAAACUUAAGGAUUCAAUCGCCACAUGUAACAGAUGUAAGGGAAUCUAAGACAGUCUUGGAAUCAGGAUUCCACGCCGUGGAUUCUGGAUUCCAGGCACUGGAUUCCAGUCUUUGUCAGUGGAACUUAGAUUCCAGUCCUUAGUGGGAUACCGGAUUCCUUGAGCUGCAUUCCGGAUUCCACAAGCAAAAAUUUCACCGAUUCCAGAUUCCACAAGCAAAAAUUUCCGGGAACUCGGAUUCCGAAUUCCCGUACAUGGGGUGAAAAGAGACGCACCGAAGAUUGCUCUAGACUUGUAUCUCGAUUUUCGCUUGUAUUUUGAAGCUACUAGCCCAAAUUGCUUCAAUGUUUUCUGUAAAAUACUGUUGCAGUCAAUAUUUCUAGCCAGAAUAAUAAAUAACAGGGGCACCCAACGGCGGUUUCCUCCUAAAUACAUUGAAAACAGUUUUUAGGCUAUCGAGAGUACUUUUAGAUCUCUAGAAAUGCAUCCUAAGGUUGAGUAAUUGGCGAUAUUAAACAUAUUGAUCUGGACUGCCGAGACACAGCCCCUUUAAGUUAUCUCGAUUGUGGCUGCUUCUGUUACUCUUGGGGUAUUAACCCAUUAAUAUCCAAGUGGCCAAAGUUAAGAUUCAAGAAAAAUUCACAUUGCAGUUUCGUUUCAUGAGGCAAAUGAUUCUAAAAGUACUGCUGCAGGGGUGUCAUUUCAAUGGACACACCACAGGACGUCAUCCACAAACUCAAAAGUUAGAACUACAUACUGAAUUAAUAGUACCUCGUGAAAGUAAUGCCGAAGAGGUUUCAUUUCAAUGGACACACCACAGGACGUCAUCCACAGACUCAAAAGUUAGAACUACAUACUAAAUAAAUAGUACCACGUGAAAGUACUACUGAAGAGGUUUCGUUUGAAUGGUAACACCAUAGGAUUUCCUCCAUAGACUCAAAAGUUAGAACUACUUACAAAAUGAAUAGUACCACGUGAAUGUACUACUGAAGAGUUUUCAUUUGAAUGGUAAGGCUGUGUGCAAACCCAUAAGUCUUUGUAAACCAUGCGUAUGAGCGUACGUGGCCCCAGCAGUGUUGGAAGAGCUGUGCAAACAGAUCCAACAUUGUUGCGCUACGCUUCGGCGAUCAGGAAACAAAAGAAAUGUUGGGAGUUGUUGGCUGAAAAGUUUGAUCGGUUUCAAACUUUGCGCAACAACACGCAACAACAUCCAACAACAUGCAACAGGGUGUGCAAACGGACGCAACAUGUAACAUCCAACAAUGUUGCAUCCGUUUGCUCGGGGCUUAACACCAUAGGAUUUCAUCCACAGACUCAAAACUGAUCAGAACCUAACAGAAAAAAAGUACCGUUUGAAAGUACUACUGAAGAGGUUUAAUUUGCAUGGUCACACCAUAGGAUUUCGUUCACAGACUCAAAAGUUAGAACUGCUCUGUAAAUAAAUACCACCAUGUGUGUACUGCUAAAGUGGUGUCGUUUGAAUGGUGACACCAUAGGAUUUCUUCCAAAGACUCAAACGUUACGACCUGUUUAUACUGCGCGAUAAAUAGUACUUUGUAAAAGUUCUGCUGAAGUGGUUUUUUAGUUUAUUUAAAUGGUCACACCACAGAAUUUCAUACAGGAAGAAAACCGGUCAAGAGUUUAUAAUAAAUUCUUAAUUGAUUCCACUAACAAUCUAGCAAAUAUCAUAUACUUUGAAAUUUGUAUCGACGUUCUAGUCAGAGCAGAAACCUUCAGUGCCGCAUAUUUUUUUUCGAAUGUCUUUUAUAUUCACAUUAUAUUUAAUUCAGUCUUUCUUACGAAAUUAUGGAUGUGUUAUCUUUUGCAUUUAACUAUUUUGACUGCGAACCUGUUGAUAUAAUUUUUAACAAAUCGAUGCUCCUAGUUUCUAUUACUCCUUUGCGUACUUGCCGAACCCUGCUAGGACUUCGAGCGGCCUUCUUUUGCGUGGCGAACCCUAAUAUUCCGGCAGAUAAGUGAAGGAAUUCUGCCUUUUAUGAUAAAAAUGUAAACUUGAAAUACAUAAUCAUGUCAAGGAAACAUUUCUAGCGAUUGUGCCAUCUAAGAGUAGUCACUUGACCAUCUUGGCAGCUCGUUUUUAAAGGCCGUGCUGCUUUUUUUAAACUUUACCAUCGAUUGAUGUUCAACAGUCCAUCAAAUCCAACUGUUUGAUUUCUGGCCUUUUUUUUUUCAAAGAAUGACGUGUACUAUAUUUGUUUUGUAUCUAUAAAACGCAUUUGAGGUUGUUAUAGAACUAAAUGAUAAAUCCUUUCUGCGUACGAAAAUUCUUUGAGUUUAUGAAUUAUAAACCGCUUUACAAGAAAGCGUCUAAAUAGUUUUAGAAACCACUUCGUUUAAUCUGUAUAAUUAACAAAUGUUUAGGGGUUACCUUAUAUAAACACUGUGUUAUUUUCAGUAAAAUACAUGAAUUUGAACUGUCAAAGGUCAGGGUAACGAAUUUUAUUCGAGUAGUUUUGUAUAAAACUUUGUGGCGAAAUGCUUGAUUUGCUCAUUUUUUUAAACACAAAGGCAACUGCGAACAAGAAAAUGCAAUUUGUUUUUUGACAAUGGUCAAAAUGAAGAGUUAACCGAGAGCGCUUUCUGAGUUUUUAUUUACGAAGAACAUUCUAGACUAACAACCAUGUUUAACAAUCGUUUGCCGUGUGAUUUAUCCUUCGCUUAUGAAGGCAACCGAGUCGAAACGUUGUCCUCAGAGGUUUAUUAUAAAUUUAGUUCAAAAAGUGCCACGGCGGUGCCAGUAAGGCUAGCUUUGUUUUUCGAAGAUCGCGUCAUUGAUUUUGCAUAUCGUUCUUGGUUGGUAUUUGCUGAUCUUACUUCAAAUUAGGCAAAAAUGUGGUAUCAAAAUGGGAUAUUUUAAUCACAGGGCAAAGACAAAACCCAAAUAUAUCAAUAUUUUCCUUACUGUCUUAAUUAAAUUUAGCUUCGCAGAUUUUAAUGUUCGUGCGAGAAAGCGCCUCACUAAGGAAUUUUUUGUGGCAUUUUAAAUUACGUAUAAAAAAGCCAAGUGACGUAAUUUUCAAUUCUGAGUUUGGAUUAUGGUUUUUACCGCAUAUUUACAAGCGCAUGUCUGUUUUUAUAGCGCCAAAUAUAGAUUUUUCAUCGCCUUUUAUUGUUAUUAUCUGAUAUGAAACCUUCACAGGAAAGCAACUGUUAACAUCCAUAUUCACGUUCUGUGUUUAAUGUGGGUGUUCCUUGUGGAAAAAGACUGAUAAACCUAAGCUCCUUUUCAAAGGUUGUUAAGGCGAUUUCUUAUCCUAAGCUUGACGGAUUAGUAAUGACAGUAAAGCCAUCUAAUACCUAUCUGUUGAUUUUUCGUUUCAAUUACAGUGUCCCAUAAAGUAAACCAAGCGAGCGUUAGGUCAAAUUCUGUCGAAAAACGCGUUGAAUGAGUAAGCAAUAUUAAGAAAUUUGUCGUCUACGUAAAAUUGGCGCAUUUGCGGUCGCAAAUUUGCAUUUUUAUAUUUUCACUUGCUUUGGCGUACUUUAUUUUAUUUGGCGGGUCUGCGACCGAGAUAUAAAAUUAGCCAAUUUGACAUCAAUCCCUUUCAUAACUUUCAAAUUUCGCGUAAAAUUGGCUUCUACGAAACACGGAUAGCUAACAUUUUACUGGCGAUUUUAUUAUAUUCCUUUGAAAUAUCAGGUCAAAUUAAGUCAAGAAUUAAAGAGUGUAUAGACUUGUAUCUGCUAAACUGGAUCGCACCCGAAAAUGGUUCAAUGGUUUUUCUGUUUUUCUGUUUUUCUUUGUUUAAAUAACAAUCAAUUUUCUAAUGAUAAAUAACGAAUUGCAAAUAGUUAAUAGAGAAGAUUAUGAAUAAAGAACAUAUGAAUAAAAUGAUUGUAAUAAACGAUAGCAAUUGGGUUCGGCUAUCAGCUGCUUAUAAAAAAAUUAUCGCCAAGGAAUAUUGGCGUUUCAUAUUUGAUUUUCUGAGUUUAGUUGGAAACAGCACUUUAUGGAAACACGCGCGGACCCUCCCGAAUCAGCUGCUAUAUGGAAAGUUUUGAAUGUCUGCCCUCUGUGUUCCAACUUGCACGUCUUGCGUCCCUUUCGUGAAGUUCACGGCAGAUUUUUUUUUUUUCGGACGGGAAGUAGUUGUUAAUAAUUCAUGUUGUUGACUCACGCAUGCUUUUUGGUGCAUGUUUGAGAUAAACUUAGUGAGCGAACUUUUUUAAUAAAGCGAUUCAGUGGCAGUGACAGCUAAUGAAAAAUUUGUUUUUUUGUUAAUGAAAUAUAUCCUUCCUUGUUUGACAUUGUUGUAGCUUUUGAAUGUUUUGUGUUGUUCUGGGUAUUUGCACCUGAUCUUGGUUUCCAGUUGAAACCUUGUACAGUUUUGAUUCCUGGUUAUCCCUUUGUCACAAUAUGAAGUAUUAAAUCUGGUCUGCAUAUACCAAAAUAUACCGCCAACAGUUCGAUUCUCGCCGUUUUAAUAACCCGUGCAAUGUGGGAUAUCUCCCGGCGUUCAGUAAAAGCCACUUAGAUCGAAGUACGUCCCAAAACCGGUGCAUUAAUACUCAGUUUUAUUCAUCUUUUGUAGGCGUCCAAUUUAUAUACUUUUAAUUCUUGCUUCGUUAAAUCGCCAUGAAGUGCCGGUUCGAACUACGUCGCGAUUAAAUUUCUUUGUCAACUGCCGUCGACACUUUGCUUGAGGCCAAACUUUGUUUCAAAUCGAUAAUAAAUAUGUCUUGACAUUCAACAACAAUUUGUCUUUGUUGUUUUACUCGGUUAAUCUUGGCGUUAUUUAUCCCUAAAAAAUAGGAAUGAGAGCCUCUAACUGCAUGGCGACAAUUUGAAUUAGCCAAUACAGAGACCGUUUUUUCUUAAAUUUGAGUUCAUAUUUGGCUUGUUACUUGCAACUGUUUCACCCCUGAUAUUGGCCCAAGAAAAAAAUCCUUCCAAAAUUAUAAUUACUUUUUAUAUAGUUCCAGGGAGUAAACAUUACUACGCGAAAGUCCUCCCUAAGAGGUUUUUUUUUGUGGGAACAAUAUAGGGUUGCGUCUACAGAUUUAAAAGUUAGGGUGAAAGACAAUCUUGCCAAACUGAGGCGAGAGAACAGGUUCCUCAGUGCACUAUGACAAACUUAACUUAAAACAGAAAGAUCAUCUUGCAACAUAACUAGUGCUUACUGGAAUGUAUUAAUAACGCGUCUACGCGCUUGUUGGUGUUUUUUAAGUUUUUCGUUUGACGCUGUUGAUCGAAAAAGUGAAAUUGCGAGUGAUGGCGUCCAUGUGGGCUGUAAGGUUUUCGGUCAGGGUGUCUAUUGGGCUGAGACAUGCGCCGUACUUUAG